Messenger RNA from Fraxinus pennsylvanica, 1152 nucleotides. The record is from the annotation of a GenBank genome assembly. Lineage: Eukaryota; Viridiplantae; Streptophyta; Magnoliopsida; Lamiales; Oleaceae.
AUGACGUUAUCGCUUACGCCAGCUAUCCAUAUAUUUUCUUCCGUGCACACGGGAAAGGGUGUAGCUUCAACUGUCUGGAAGAGGCACUGUUUACUUCGAAGAUCGAUAAGAAAGUUAGCAAUGGCUGAACAAUUUGAGAUGCCGCGAGUGAAACUCGGGACCCAAGGACUUGAGGUAUCAAAGCUAGGUUAUGGUUGUAUGGGGCUUUCAGGUGUCUACAAUAAUCCUGUCCCUGAGGAGGAUGGAAUUGCAAUAAUCAAAGAGGCAUUUAGUAAAGGCAUUACACUUUUUGACACAGCAAAUGUUUAUGGUGCAAACCAUGCCAACGAGUAUUUGGUAGGGAAGGCAUUAAAGCAAUUACCUCGAGAAAAAGUUCAAUUAGCUACGAAGUUUGGUAGAGCUGGAUUUGAUGCUUCUGGAGUUAUAGUGAAUGGUUCACCUGAAUAUGUCCGCUCUUGUUGUGAGGCUAGCCUGAAGUGUCUCGAUGUGGACUAUAUCGAUCUUUAUUACAUACAUCGGAUUGAUCCUAACACGCCUAUUGAAUAUACUAUGGGAGAACUUAAAAAUCUUGUCAAUGAAGGUAAAAUAAAAUAUAUUGGAUUGUCUGAAGCAAGUCCAGACACAAUAAGGAGGGCUCAUGCCGUUCAUCCUAUUACUGCUUUACAAAUGGACUAUUCCCUUUGGGUUCGUGAUAUCGAAGAAGAAAUAAUUCCACUUUGCAGGGAACUUGGAAUUGGAAUAGUUCCAUACAGUCCCUUAGGUCGAGGAUUUUUUGCUGGGAAGGCCGUAGUGGAAAGCGUGGAAAAUAGCUCAUUGAAAGAUCACCCAAGGCUUAAGGGAGAGAACUUUGAUAAGAACAAAGUCUUAUAUUUCCGUAUAGAAGCAUUGGCUAAGAAGCAUGGAUGCACUCCUGCUCAACUUUCUCUGGCAUGGGUUCUUCAUCAAGGAGAUGAUGUUGUACCUAUUCCAGGUACAACCAAAAUUAAGAAUCUCCACGAUAAUAUUGGUGCUCUGAAAGUGAAGCUUACAAAAGAUGAUUUGAAAGAGAUUACUGAUGCUGUUCCCAUCAAUGAAGUAGCAGGGAUGAGAAGUUCUGAUGAGGUUUUUCAUCGGACCACAUGGGAAUUUGUGAAGACUCCACUCCCAAAAUGA